AUGACCACCGUGGCUAUCACGAGCGAUUUGGAGCCGUACUUGGACUCCCUUCGAUCUUAUCUAGCCAGAGGACAUAUGGCUUCGUCGUCAUCGUCGUCAUCAUCGGUAUCACCUCGACCUGGAACGGAGGAUGAAGGAGAGGGAGGCGCCGAGAAUGCGGUAGACUCCGACUCCCCUGAAUCCCAUUCGCCAAUGGGAAAUGAAGAAUUGGGAAGGAAGAGGAAAUGUGAAAUGGAGAGACAGGUCAAGAAAUAUACAGUUCGGCCGGUUGGUAAGGAGUCUAUCCCGAGAUCGUCUUUACCCUAG
This is a messenger RNA of Aspergillus melleus, 306 nucleotides long. RefSeq lists its product as uncharacterized. The coding region runs from base 1 to 306 and encodes 101 amino acids. The record is from RefSeq and is a predicted model, not a curated record. Lineage: Eukaryota; Fungi; Ascomycota; Eurotiomycetes; Eurotiales; Aspergillaceae. The transcript has a single exon.